AUGUUUUGGCAGCUCCCACGCCAUGUUUCUUCCGCGGGGCCCGGGGCGCUCUGUAUAUACAGACGUGCUGGAACUAGCCGAUAUUUCGCACAUCGAUUCUUUGCGACAAGAUCCUACGAACCCCUCCGAAUACUCUUUUGCGGCUCCGAUGAGUUCAGCAUAGCUUCCUUGAAUGCUCUCCACAAGGAACAUCUGGAUCGACCAGAUCGGAUAUCCUCCAUUGAUGUCGUUUGCAGACCGGGUAAAAGGGUUGGAAGAGGCCUGAAAAAAUACGCGAGGGUAUCUAAUUUCACAAUCCCCAUCAAAGCUGCGGCAACAGACCUUUCGCUCCCGGUUCAUGAGAUAGAUACAUUCACAGGAUGGACGCCACCUGUACUACCUGGGGGACCCAUCAACCUUAUAGUAGCUGUAUCCUUCGGUCUGUUUGUGCCUCCACGAAUUCUCCAUGGCGCAAAGUAUGGGGGGCUAAAUGUUCACCCUUCUUUGCUUCCCGACUUCCGUGGUCCCGCUCCGCUCCAUCACACUCUUUUGGCUGGUAGAACUAGGACUGGGGUCACUUUGCAGACCUUAGAUUUCAAGCAUUUCGACCACGGCGUCAUUCUACAGCAGACCCCGCCACCUGGAUUUGAGAUCCCAAGGCCCGAGUCAUGUACCGUACCAGAGCUCUUAAACCUUGUUGCUCCUAAGGGAGCUGAGAUUCUUGUCGACGGUAUCCGAAAAGGCCUGUUUGUUCCUCCAGUACGGGAUGCCGGCUGGCGUUCGCCAGAAGAACAUGAAUCCCUGAUACAUGCAGCUAAGAUCAAGCCUGAUGACCGCCAUAUCGACUGGACAAAUUGGACCUGGUUAGAUAUCAGCAGGCGGAUUCGUGUAUUGGGGUCUUUAUGGAGCAAGGCUUUAGUAAUCAAUGAUGCUGCAGCUAACCCUUCUUCCUUCCAAUAUCGACGGGUGAUUUUCACCGAGAUAGAGGAAGUUGAACCGAUGAAAGGGAGCGAAGCGUAUGCUGUGGUCCCAGGCUUACCCUUUGUGGACGGCGCUCAUCCCAUUGAUUCUCGACAAGGAAAAUGCGUCUACGUGUUUACACAAGAUGGUAAACUUCUCCGCAUCAACCAAAUGAAAGUUGAGGGCGAACAGAAUGCGGACGCCCUUCGCGCCGCUCUCAAGGCGCGGAUGGUUGGUGAUCGAACAUUUUCAUCGAACGGCUCGGACUAUACCCCAUUCUACAACCCUUUGCAAUGA
This is a messenger RNA of Aspergillus nomiae NRRL 13137, 1236 nucleotides long. RefSeq names its product methionyl-tRNA formyltransferase. Bases 1 to 1236 code for a protein of 411 amino acids. Gene Ontology annotation, cellular component: mitochondrion. The record is from RefSeq and is a predicted model, not a curated record. Gene Ontology annotation, molecular function: methionyl-tRNA formyltransferase activity. Gene Ontology annotation, biological process: conversion of methionyl-tRNA to N-formyl-methionyl-tRNA; biosynthetic process. Lineage: Eukaryota; Fungi; Ascomycota; Eurotiomycetes; Eurotiales; Aspergillaceae. The transcript is spliced from 4 exons.